Molecule: messenger RNA, 922 nt
Organism: Schizosaccharomyces cryophilus OY26
Lineage: Eukaryota; Fungi; Ascomycota; Schizosaccharomycetes; Schizosaccharomycetales; Schizosaccharomycetaceae
Product: ran GTPase binding protein Sbp1
Exons: 3
Coding region: 105-752 (215 amino acids)
Biological process (GO): nucleocytoplasmic transport
Cellular component (GO): nuclear pore; cytoplasm
Molecular function (GO): GTPase activator activity
Source: RefSeq, a predicted model, not a curated record
UUAUGAUAUAAUCUUAUAACGGAAGAAGCUUUAGUGUUUUCCAAGCUCGUGAAAUAAAGAAGUUCUGGUGGAGGCAGAUACUUACCAUUAGCAUAAUACCAACAAUGUCUUCCGAGCAAGAGAAGAAGGUUCAAGACGCAACGAAAGAAGAAAACAAAUCUUCUUUUGCUUCUCAAGAAGUUGCUGCAAAGCAGACUGAAGAAGCUAAAGCUGUGUUUGGCGAUAACAGUGAAAAGAAGGAUGAAAAGUCUGAACCUGCUUCCAAAGAGGAAAACAAGGAAGCUGGAGCAGAUGAGGAUAAUGAACCUGCUUCUCCAGAAGUUCACUUUGAGCCUAUUGUCAAGCUGAAUGCCGUUGAGACCAAAACUAAUGAGGAGGAUGAGGAAGUUGUUUUUAAGAUGCGUGCUAAGCUUUUCCGCUUUAAUAAGGACGCUAGUGAGUGGAAGGAACGUGGUACUGGUGAUGCCCGCCUCUUGAAACAUAAGAAAAGCGGAAAGACUCGCUUGGUUAUGCGACGUGAUAAGACCUUCAAAGUUUGUGCCAACCACUUGUUGAUGCCGGAAAUGAAAUUGACUCCCAACGUUGGCAGUGACCGCAGUUGGGUUUGGACCGUUGCUGCUGAUGUUAGUGAAGGUGAACCUUCUCCUGAGACAUUCGCCAUCCGUUUCGCUAAUUCUGAAAAUGCCAAUUUGUUUAAGGAAAACUUCUUGAAGUAUCAAGAAGAGAACUCUGAAGUGGCCAAGAAAAAUUAAUGGAUUUCAUAUAUGGUUUUCAUAAGGAAUCAAUAGAAUGGAUAUCAGUUGUGCAAAUGGAAUAUGUAGCAAUAAAGGGGAUAAAAGGUUAUAGUAUGGUUCAUCAUAAUCUGGGCUUCAUAAUAUAAAGUACAUAAUGUGUUUGGAAAUACUAAGCUUUUGUUUGCAAU